Ascoidea rubescens DSM 1968 is the source of this 1352-nucleotide messenger RNA. RefSeq names its product Thioesterase/thiol ester dehydrase-isomerase. The transcript has a single exon. Gene Ontology annotation, cellular component: peroxisomal matrix. Gene Ontology annotation, molecular function: fatty acyl-CoA hydrolase activity. Bases 131 to 1159 code for a protein of 342 amino acids. Gene Ontology annotation, biological process: fatty acid catabolic process; acyl-CoA metabolic process. Lineage: Eukaryota; Fungi; Ascomycota; Saccharomycetes; Ascoideales; Ascoideaceae. The record is from RefSeq and is a predicted model, not a curated record.
CACAGCUGCGGAUGCCUCUAACUAUCUUCCGAAAGUCACCAAUGGAAGUUGAUUCUAUCGCUUUUGCUUAUCGCUUUUGCUUAUCGCCUUUGCUUGUUGCUUUCCUCGCUGCUUUGCCCACAUCCACAAAAUGAAGUCGACUCUCGAGACACAGCUCUCAGUGGUUGCCCAAGGAAACAACCACUUCAAGAGCAAUGGCUAUCUCCAUGUUCCUGGGGCCAACAGGGGCAUCUUUGGUGGCACAUUGAUUGCCAAAUCGUUGCUUUCAGCUGCCAGAACUUUGCCAGUCAACGUCCAAACAGGCACCAGCGAUUUCAAGCAGCACAGCAUCCACAACACGUUUGUGCUUGGUGGCGAUUCAUCCAUAGACUUGCAAUUCAGAGUUGAGAGAAUCCGAGAUGGCAGGAACUUCGUCACCAGAGAGGUCAAAGCGUACCAGAAUGGAGCAGUGAUAUUCAUAAGCAUCAUAUCGUUCAAGAAUGUGGGCAAUCCACAGGGAUCAAUGUCCAGCCUAGGACCACAGCUAAAGUACCAGCCAAUGCUUGACUUGGAUGGAAUCGCAGAGGUGGACGAGUGCAUAUCUGUCCAGGACAUCGAUUUUGAUGCGAGAAUCAGAAAGUCGUUUGAGAGCGAUCCUCUUGAGGUGAGGUUUCCAAGAGAGUAUUUUGACGAUGUUGACAAUGUUGACGAUGUUGAAGAUGGGUCAUUGAAGAACAAAAGGGACAAAAAGCACAGAAACAGCUACAAGAUGAGGGCGCUGCUAUUCAGGCCAUCUUUGGCUGUGUAUUUAAGGAAAAUGUAUUAUUGGAUUAGGGUCAAGCCCAGAAUACAGAACCAUUGUGAGUUCAAUCAAAUUGGAGUGUCGUAUCUAUCAGAUGCGUUUUUUCUAUUGUGUGUGAUGCCACUAUCUGAUAGGAAGCUCUACUCGUCGCUGUUUUCAGUGUCGAUGGACCACAGCAUAUACUUCAACAUGGAUUUGGACCACGAAUCAGACUACCGGUGCGACGAGUGGAUGGUGUUUGUGGUAGAUUCUCCAAAGUCAUCCAAUGGGCUAAGUUUGGUUACAGGUCAGAUAUAUCGCAGUGAUGGGAAGCUAAUUGCGUAUAUUGUUCAAGAGGGAUUGGUGUCGAUAAAAGAUGGUAUCUUGUCUAAAUUGUAGAAUAAAAAGAAAACAAAUGGGUGUAUAGAUGUUUGGUUCGGUGUAUAUAGUUUAUAAUUAUACAGUUUUCAAGUAUUGUGCAAAUCUUGAAAACUCGUGAAUUCCACAUUCACUUUUGCUUUUGCCUUUCCAUCUUCCAUCUCUUUCAUUUUCAUUUUCAUUUUCAUUUUUGAACUAGCAAUAAACCUUUUAG